UUAUUGUUUUUAUAUAAUAUUAGUGCCCCAAGGCUGGUACCUUAUAUGUUUUAGCUUAGGGUCGGUCCUGAUAUGUAUUUUCUACAGAUGGCGCUAGAAACAAUACAACAUUUUAUGGAGGGGUUUAUAAAAAUGAGUUCGUAGAGUGAGCAAUAACCUAUCUAGACCGGUAGUAAACAAAUACGUUAAUCGUAUAAAUUGAUAUUACUAAUGAAUAAAUCUUGUUGUUAAGUUUAUAAAAUAUAACAAUUAUGUAUGCUAAAUUACAAGAUAUGAUUGGUCGAAAAGACCGAUCGCGAUUACGUGAAUUUGUACGAAAUGUAAACAUCGAAGAACUUUGCAAAGUGUUGAGUGACAAGAUUUGUAGCGGAGAUAUAGUCAAAAUUCUGGAUGAAGUAUUACAAAUAUUUGGUAAUGUUGACAAAUUUUCUGAAAAUAAAUUGAAAAUAGUAAAAGCCAUAUUACAAGUAUUAAGAAAUGCUACAAUCAGUAAUAAUCAUGCUGAUGAGAUUAUCAAUCUCAUAGCUAUAGAUUUUCCUAAUUAUUCAAAGAAUUGUUUACUUCAAUUAGUACAAUAUUGUGUCUCUCAUAUUUAUUUAAAUGAAGAUCACUUUCACAGUUGGAAAGAUUUAAUACCAGUACUAUUAGAAAUUUUGGAACAAGAAAAAUGUAUUGAAUAUAUGGGUUCGGAAGUUUCUGGAAAUGAAUAUAAAUCACUGAUCGUUAAACCCAUAUGUAAUAGCAAUUGGGAUCCUACAAUUGCGCCAUGUUUAGCCAAAAUGUUUGGAGACAUGAUUUUGGAUAAAAAAGAUUUGAAUGUAGUAGUUGCUUCAUUAUGUCAUAAACUUUCUAUGAUUGCUUUAAAUGAAGUACCACCUUUUGUGUACCAGACCCUUAGAUUAUGUAAUAAUCAUAGCUGUAUAUAUCUGAUUGUAUCAUUGCGCAAAUAUUUUGCAACAUAUUAUUCAGAUGCAAUUAGUAAAGAAUCAGAGAACGCUUUUGAAGAUAUUAGUACUACAAGUUUACAAGAAAUAAAAGACGCAGAGAGCAAUGUUUUAUUUCACAUACAUCAUGCUGCACAAUUACAUUACAAGUGUAUCAAAGAUUUGAUAAUUAAAUUUAAAAAGUUUUCCAUGGUACCAGAAUAUGUUUUAGAACCUUUCAUUUUAUCAACAACAUUUAUAAUCUCCAGUGUACAUGAAGAACAGGUGUUUGAAAUACUUCAUUUGACUAUUUUAAGAAAAAUGCAAGAUGACGAAAAAUGUAAGAACAGUGCUUGGUUAAAAUCUUUAAUACAUAAUAAUUGUGAUAUUAUGAAUGUUAUAGAUCAAGUUAUAACAAAUAGUAUUAAGGGUCGCCAUGUUGUAUUAAAAGGAAUUAUGGAUUUAGCCUUUGUGCUUAUGGAUACAGAACAUUCAACUGGAAAAAUCAGUAAAUGUACAAUUCAUAAAAUAGGUAUACAAAUACUUCAAAGAUUACUAAAGAAAAAACAUGAAAUAUGUGGUCCUGUACUUCAAUUAUUAACUGACAAAAUAGUGGCAGGUGGUUUGUUAAUAUCACAAUACACAGAUUGUUUAGCAUACAUGUGCCAUAAGCAAGCAAUGAAUGUGCUGGAUUUUCAAACUUACAUAAUUACACUUCUUGAUCAAUUGCUAUGUGUACCUGGUAGUACAGCUGUACAAAUUCUUUAUGCAGUUUUACCACUAAUACAAAUAUCAUCUAAUAUACAAAAUAAUCUUAUAUUAGCAUUAAGAAAGGCUCUUUAUAAAAAAGGAAUAUGUACACGUAAAAUGGCAGUAACUGGUUUUCUUGAAUUAUUAAAAAUGUUAAAAAUGAAUUCUAUAAGAAGUCUUCCUAGUGAUUAUUCUGAAAAUUCUGUUGUAUUAUCAAAUUCAUCGUCAGUGUUAACUCAGGUAACAUUAGAAAACCAGAAUAAUAUGGGCAAUAGUAAUGGAUACAAUAAAGGAUUAUGCGUGGAUAUAUUGAAUAUAUUAAAAAAAUGUUUUACUCAAGAAUUUGAAGUCAGAUCACAUUUAUAUGAAGGAUUAUUUGAGGUUGUAAUUAAGAAUCCUGAAUUAUCGGAAUAUAUAAUGGAAAUAUUACUUGCCCAAUUAAAUCUUUAUUUUGAGACUGAUGAAAAUAUUUUACCUCCAUUAAAAAUUGAUCUUAGUGUCGAUAUGAAUGAUUUACAAAUGAUUCCACGGGAACCUAUAGCUAUAUUGAUUUCCGUAUUACAAGAAAUUUAUAUUAAAAUAGCUUCAAAGGAUUGGGAUAUUUUAAAUAAAAUUGCUAUCAUUCUGGAAUCAUUGUGCGUGAGAAUGGCACGAACUGAAUUGGAACAUUUAAAUUUGGAUGAAGGAAUAGAUUUACUUGAUAAUACCCCAAAAUCACAACAAAAAUUACAUAAUCUGAAAGAAAUGAUGGGUGUAUAUGAAGCUUUAAUAUCAUACAGAAUUAAUUCAUGGAUUAAUGGAAGUCAAAAUAUAGCAAGAAAUAUAUAUGAUCUUUUUAAAGGUUAUAAUAGAUUAAUGGAUAUUGUUAAGAAUCUGAGAAAAAAGAGAGGAAACAAAAGUAAGAAAAAUAAAGAUGCAAAUAGUUCUAUACUUAAAAAGAAAAGUAAUACAGAUGCUAUCAAAUUACCAAAUGGAAAUAUAAGUUUAAGCAUAGUGUGUAAAAUUUUGGAGCUACAUUAUUUGGAUAAAUGGUCAGACAAUGAUGAAGUUAAAAUCCUAAGAUCACAUAAAGAGUUUUAUCAUUAUGUUUUACAAAGUUGUAUUUCUAUUUUUCAAACAACAAUGUCAUUAAGUAUUCCAGAGUUUGAAAAACAUAAAAAACAAAAUAUAAAAAUCUAUCAUGAAAUUGGAAAAUUACUUUAUAAAAAUAUAAUUGUAGAAUUUAAAGAUUCAUUCAAUUAUGAUCAACAAGGAGCAUUGUUAGCUUUGGAGUGUUUUAAACAAUAUUGUUUUCUAAUAUGCUCAAAGUUUUCUUCUCAAUUGUCAAAAUUUUUGGAUAGUAUGUGUAAUCAAGAAUCAACGGAUAGUUAUAACGAACAAUUGCAAACUUUUAUUUUGUCUUUUAAAGUUCCAUUGAAAAUGUCAUUUAAUGAAGAUUCUGAUGAUGAAGAAAUCUAUAAACAAAUAUCGUUAAUAUUAUUAGAAAUAAUACAAAAAUUUGUGCAUCAAUUAAACUUUCAGGAUAAUAAUGUGGAUAAAAUUUUUGAAUGGAUAAAAAAAUGUUCGCAAACAGAAGGCAUUAGUCCUUCUGCAUCUGUUUUGAUACUUCAAAUCCUUUUAUGGAUGGAAGACAGCGAUAAAGAUUAUGGAAUGAUAUUAAAUGAUAUUUCUUUUGAAAUAUCAGAGAAAUUGGGUAUGAUACAUAAGAUCGAAACAACAACAAGUGCAAAAUUUAAAAUUAUUAACGAAAAUACAGUUGUCCAAGCUUAUAACAUUGUUAAUCAUCAAAUAAAAAAUAAAUUAGAUAAUGUGUCUUGGUUUUUAGAACGUUUAAAAGCUGAACUUACAGCAAUGAAUGUUAUUAAUUUGAAUAAUGAACAAAAUCCAGAAAAUUUAGUAGAAAAAGAACGCAGUUUAUGUAGACAAUUAUCGUAUAUCAUUCAAAUACUUAAUACAUUGGCCAAUAUAUCUAUUGAUCCGGGUCAAUCUACUAAUUUGAUAUUUAAGAAUUUACAACAAUUGUAUAACAUAUUGAGCAAACUUACUAAAUAUUUUUAUUCUAAAUCGAGCAGUGGAAAUGCUGCAUUUCAUGCAGUUAGAUUUAUUCAAGUGAUACAGUUAGCAGGAAAACCACUAAAAUAUACUUUCUAUGAAUUAGUAACGCACAUAGAGGAUAGUCAGAGUAAAGAUAAAAAACGAUUAAAGACAGAUACAAAUGUACAAAAGAAUUAUAUUUUAAGAGAAACCAAAUUAAUACCACGUGUUGUUUAUGAGAUUGAACAAUUUAGUAAAGAAGUAUUAUUGCUUGCAAAAAAAACAGGGGUACCCUUAGAAAAUUAUAUCAAACAUAGCGUUACACGUGAUUUUCGAAUAUUAGAAUCACAAUUAACAGAAUCUCUGGAACAAAUGGACGUCAGUAUGUUAAGCACACAACGCAGUAAUACCACCAAUAUAGAUAACAGUCAUAUACAAGAAGAUUCUAAUGAUACUUCAUCAUCCAUGAUUGAAACGUAAAUAAUUUUUUCCCAUAAAUUUGAUUAAUUUUAUUAGAUAACAAAAUAUCAUAAUUAUAUAAGA
Molecule: messenger RNA, 4250 nt
Organism: Polistes dominula (European paper wasp)
Lineage: Eukaryota; Metazoa; Arthropoda; Insecta; Hymenoptera; Vespidae
Gene: FANCI
Product: Fanconi anemia complementation group I
Biological process (GO): DNA repair
Molecular function (GO): DNA polymerase binding
Source: RefSeq, a predicted model, not a curated record